AUGUCCAGCGUAGUCUACACCUUGCUGGGCCUCGCGAGCCUCCACUGCAGCGUGCGCCCCGAGAUCAGCCCGUGCACCUGCCGACAAGAGGAGUAUGCCAGUCCCGUUAUCAACUCGAUGCAGCCGGUGGCCGCGACUGCCAACGCGAACAACAAUGCCGCGAUCGGAGGUGGCAGCGGCGGAAGUGGCGGCGGCGGUGGCGGCGGUGGCGGCGGCGGCAGUGGCGGUGGCCACCAUAGAGGACGUAUCGAGGUGUGGUGCGAGAAGAUGAUGUCGUUUAAUGACGUGUCCGAGGCGUUACGCGGCAAAUUCACCCCCGAGCAGCAGAUCAGCCUGCGGGUGACGCAUUCGAGCCUACGGGAUAUAUCGCAACACGACUUCAAGGAGCUGAACAUGUCCAUCACCCGGCUGUACUUGAACCACGACAAUCUAGGGCUCGUGGAUGGCGACGUUUUCACCGGUAUGGAACGGACGCUGUAUCUGAGCCUGGCGGACAACGAGGUGCCGUCGGUACCGCGGCACAUCCUGUCGCACAUGUCGCUCCUGAUGACCCUGGACCUCAGCAGGAACCGGAUCAGUCGCAUCGAUUCGGAUGACUUCAAGUACAAUCCGAUGCUGCAGCAUUUGUCAAUGGCGGGGAACGCGAUCAUCGAGAUGGCCCCAGGCUCGUUGCCGCCGCUGGUGAAGCACCUGCACGUCGGCAGAAAUCAUCUCAACAGCCUGAAUCGCACCCUGAGAGAUCUGAAUCAACUGGAGUGGUUGUUCAUUAAUUCUAACGAGCUCACGUCACUCGACGGCGAGCUACCGUCCUCCGGGCACAAUCUCAAGAUGCUUUACGCCGCGGAUAACAAGUUGACGCAUCUGCCGGCCGAGUUCCGUUACCUCCAUCGUCUGGAGAGCCUCUUCCUCCAGCACAACAAGAUUCGAAAUCUCGACGGCACUUUGCAGAAGGCGAGGGGCCUCAAGUUCUUGGAGCUCUCGUACAACGAGCUGCAAGAGUUGAACGCGGACGAUUUCAUAGAAGCCGAGAUGUUGGAGGACCUCGAGCUCGGCCACAACUCCCUCAAGUCGCUCGGUGGUGCGGACGGCGACGGUAACGGCAGCAGCGCUCUUUACCCCCUCAAGUCGCUCAAGUGCCUGAACCUGACACACAACGAGCUGCGCGAGUUCUCGUUGACGUCCUUACGCGGUCUGCGUGAGCUCAGGUUGCUCGACCUGUCGAACAACCGAAUCGCCAGACUGCACAGGGAUAGGCCCUCCUCGGAGAAUCUCGUGGAAGAGGAGGGCGAAGAGAUCGCAGGCGGCAACAUCCAGGAUAUGUGCCUUCAGCAUAACGAGCUGCGCAGCUUGGACGGCUCGCUGUUUCUCGGCAUGAAGGAGCUGCAAAGACUCAACCUCAGUCACAACGCGUUGGGCCCUACGAUCGGACCCCGCGACCUCUACGGUCUCGACGGGCUGCGCGUACUUGAUAUCUCUCACAAUCAACUCACCACGCUCGAGGACACCUCGGAGACGUGGUUGCCAUCCUUGGAGGAGCUGAACGCGUCGCACAAUCGCUUGAUCACACUGUCCGGCCGCGACUUUCGCGGCUUCCCGGUGCUCUGCUUGGCCGACGUCAGCAUGAAUCAAAUACGCACCCUCAUGCCGGAGCUGGUGGCCAACACGCGGUGCACGAUUCACGGAGUCCCCGACGUGCUACGCAUACACCUUCAAGAUAAUCCCGUGCUGUGCGACGCCGGCCUGGCCGACCUGACCGUCGCGCUCGAAGUAAAUCACGCCAAGGUUUAUGGGGUCGGCAGCGAUUGCCCAACCACUACGUCGGCGCCGACGGUCGAAUUGACGUCGGCGAUGCCGCCGGCGCCGUUGCCGCCGACGCUGCUGUUGGCCGCCGCGGCGGCCGCAUCUGGCGGCAACGUGUCCUUCGCUGCCACCCUCGAGUAGGGGGUCGCGCGUCGCGACCCCCGGGUGGUGGUCCCCCUUCGAGAAUAGUCGCGCGAACAAUCACAUCGAUGGACGCGGGAUGAGAAGCCGCGGGAAGCAGAGAGAGAAAGGUACAACAGAAGCGCGGAGGAGCGAGUAGAAGAAUAAGAAAGAGAAGAAGAUCAAGAAAUACAACAACAAGAAGAAAAAGAAGAGCGGAUGCGGAAGAGGGGGUAGAGAAAGAGAAACGGGUCGCGGCUUGUUCGUUUGUUCGUUCUCGCGAGAGAAUCAUCGCGAGGGCAUCCGGCGGGGGGAAAAUCGGUGAUUUGCAUCGUCACAUACACACACACAUACACACACGCGCGCGCGCGCGCACGCGCGUGUGUCCCGUUGUUGUCUCCGUCGCGAGAGAAAGAAGGAAAGAAGAAAGGAGAAGAAGGAAGAGGAUCCACCAAAGUGCGAACGGAGCGACCGUCCGACAAUGCGACAUGCCGUGUCUCUAGACUCCCACACUAGUACGUAGUGAGAAUGUGUAACAAGGGCUCUCGACGCACCAAAUAUCCGCGAGCGCUUUCGGGGAAGCUCGAGAGCUCCGCGAUGCUGUCGGGCUGCUCUUGCACGCUCCUUUAUACAUUGUAAAUAGUCUCUAUCAGUGGUAAGUCCCAUUCGCGCAUAGGUGUCUAAGCAGUCUCUAAUUUAGCGUUCUUUCUCGUCACACGCAUAUUCAUACACACAUGCACUGGAUGAAUAACGAACAGGAAAUCAUGUCGAUAGUCGUGUCCGCGUUUCUCCGACGAAACACCGUCAGAGUUCGUUCGCGGAACUCGCGAACGUCGCCGCCGUCGUCAAUUCAUUGUUCCAUGCUCUUGUCGACGUCGUCGUCGUGACUUUUCGCGGAACAUCCUCGCGCGACGGAAACGCGCUGAAGCGUCGUUCCCGGCGAGACGCUCGUCGGGAUUUCUGGAUGACGUAGCCCGCGCGGAUGAGAAUUCGAAAACGGUCGCGCGAUGUGCAAGUAAUUCGCCGAAGAGAUUUCGGUCCUCGAUCGAAUUCCUUCGAUGGUUGUGUGUAUAUGUAAAUGGAUUCCCGGCGGGUCAAUGGAGCAAAUGAAAUCUGUUAACUUAUGCCAUGGUACGGACAGAUUGGCAGUGGGCGAUCAAUUGACUCCUCCGUUAACUCGUGCCAAUAGGGAUGAAUUGUUAUCAGCGCGCCUCCGCGCAUACAUAAUGGAUCGGCCCGUUUCUGUGCGAGAACGCGCGCGCGCGGGAGAUUAUACCAAUGCAGGUAUAAGCAUAUAUUGAGGUAAACGCGUGAUAAUCUGCACAGCAGAUUCGCGAAAAGAAGCGGCGCGCGCGCGAUAGAGAGAGAGAGAGAGAGAGAGAGAUAUGAUACUCUCGCCGAAAUGGAGAAAUCCGUAAAAUCCGCCGUUGAACCGCAUUAACCGCUAAUCGUCGAUCUUAUCAAAUCAUAGGGUCGUGAAGUCAUCUCUUCCGCGCCCGAUUCUCUUUAAACGUACACACAUAUUGCAGAAGGGCAGUCCAUAGUACGACUGCUAGCUUAAUUAGCUAGAACUCGGAAUCAAAAUAAUUUAUCUGUUAAGUAUUUUAACACGUUCCGCGCCGCGUGGGCCACCGACUUGGCCCACGCUGAACUUCCCGUUCAGGCUUUCCGUUUGAUGUUCGGUCGUCGGGCUAAGCGAGAUAUGGUUGUCAAAUGCUUGGAUAAUUAUCACGACACGAGCGCUAUUUGACAGGUAAAAUACGACGCGUGAUAACGCGGCGUAGACAAGUCGUGUAAGAUUCGUGUAGAAUUAGUUCGCCGCGGAACGUGUUAAUAAUAGAGGAAGCAUGGCGUCGUGGACAUCGCGAAAACUGCGGAGGAAAUAAAUAAGUAUUACGGUACCGGGCGAACAGCGUAUACUCUGCUAUGAGAAUACACGGGUAUUUGCUCGCAUUACGGAACACAAUUGUCGCGGAGAAUGAUCGGAGCGUUAGUUCGAGAAUUACACACGUCAUAUUGGUUUUACCUUGUAAGUGAAUCUUUCGCGAUGUCUGCAAGCGCUUUUACGUACGAUAGG
Messenger RNA from Harpegnathos saltator (Jerdon's jumping ant), 3997 nucleotides. It is a transcript of the gene ltl, whose product is annotated as leucine-rich repeat-containing larval translucida. The transcript has 8 exons. Gene Ontology annotation, molecular function: protein binding. Bases 1 to 1941 code for a protein of 646 amino acids. Lineage: Eukaryota; Metazoa; Arthropoda; Insecta; Hymenoptera; Formicidae. The record is from RefSeq and is a predicted model, not a curated record.